Diachasma alloeum is the source of this 1561-nucleotide messenger RNA. RefSeq names its product odorant receptor 13a-like (gene Or168). Gene Ontology annotation, cellular component: plasma membrane. Bases 1 to 1188 code for a protein of 395 amino acids. Gene Ontology annotation, biological process: sensory perception of smell; detection of chemical stimulus involved in sensory perception of smell. The transcript is spliced from 5 exons. Lineage: Eukaryota; Metazoa; Arthropoda; Insecta; Hymenoptera; Braconidae. Gene Ontology annotation, molecular function: olfactory receptor activity; odorant binding. The record is from RefSeq and is a predicted model, not a curated record.
AUGGGUAAAGAUCUCCUAAAAAGUUACACAUCAUAUGCAGAAAGUGUGAAACGUCUCGCAAUAAUAUGUGGAAUAUGGCCUUCAGAGAAACCGAGCAUGUUUUACCGAUUGCUUCCAUAUUUCAUCGGUUUCGCACCCUUCAUGAUUUUUUGUACCACUAUGAAUUUUGCCUGUGUCAAUAUUCAUAACUUGAAUCGUGUGAUGAAAGGCACGAGCAUAUCUCUGAGCUACCUCAAUGGCAUUGUGAAGGUAUUGUCUUACUUUUCAAUGAUUUGUUAUCUAGUACAUCGUGAAGAGCUCACAGAGCUGAAUGGUACAAUAAAUGAACUCUUAAGAAGGCAACAGGAAGAUGAACAGUUACUGUCUCGAACAUUAUCUUCUUUCAAGUUUUUUAAAGUACUCUCCGUGCUUCUGAUGUGUUCGGCUUUCACUGUCGUUGGAAUGUACUUCAUCACACCCCUCAUAAUAAUGGCCAAUCAAUACAGUCAUGGUGUAACACCAAUUCAUUAUCUUUUGCCCUAUCCUGCUGUGUACCCGUAUCAUAUCCCAGGUGGAAGUGCACUCUAUGUACUUCACUAUGUGAUGGAGAGUUAUGGGUGCUUCUGUUUAUUCUCUAUUACGGCUAGUAUCGACAAUCUUUUUGCUUUAUAUUCUUCUCAAAUCAUCGGCCACCUAAGAGCCUUGACUUAUGAGAUGAGACAUUUUACGUUCAAGACUGGUUAUGAGAAACAUUUGCAAAAACUCAUCAAUAUACAUCAGAGAUUGAUACGCUGUUGUAAAAUGUUGCAAGCCAUACAUGGGCCCAUUGUUCUGUCAAUGAUGGCGACGACUGCCAUCAUUCUGUGCUGUUUAAUAUUCCAAAUCAGUCAGAUGAAGACAAUAUCCGUGAAACAGAUAUUUUUUUUUGUAUAUAUCAGCGUGAAAUUGCUACAGACUUUGAUAUACGGAUGGGCAGGAACUCUUAUCACAACAGAGUGUGACAAUUUUCGGAAUGAGGUUUAUGGGACAGGAUGGGAAAAUCUUGGAAAGAAAUCCGCUGGAUAUCACGUUCGAAUUAUUCUCAUGCAGAGACCCAUUCGUUUGAAGGCCUGCAGCUACGUCUUCAUCUCUGUUAAUCUGGUCACAGCAAUUCUGAAUACAACAUUAUCCUACUUUUUCUUAUUGCAAGCUUUCGAUAAUGAACAAUAAUCCUGUAUUUCAUUAUUCAUGAGUCUGCUACUGCGUGUAACCGUUGGACAAAGGGUCAUCUACAUCAUCUGUGUGGCGAAUGGGAAGAAUGAUUAUUGAUUCCAAGUGUUUCGUGAAAACAUUAGACUCAAAUAAUGGAAUAUGAUAAAAUAAAAAAUAUGUAACCUGUGAGAUCCUAUGUAACAAACUCCCAGUAAGUCAAGACUGUAUGGCAGUGAGCGAUACUGAGACGAAGUGUAUCUCACGGAAGUCAAUCAACGACUGCUCUCCGAGAAGGGAAAAAAAAUUCUGCCAUAAUUGACAUGAUUGCUUUUUGAUUACUCUAUACUUUUCUUCCCCAGAAAGAACUUCACUCCCUUCUUUUCCCGGAAAA